Messenger RNA from Penaeus chinensis, 3869 nucleotides. RefSeq lists its product as uncharacterized. Gene Ontology annotation, cellular component: cytosol. The transcript is spliced from 13 exons. The coding region runs from base 299 to 3289 and encodes 996 amino acids. NCBI's taxonomy places the organism in Eukaryota, Metazoa, Arthropoda, Malacostraca, Decapoda, Penaeidae. The record is from RefSeq and is a predicted model, not a curated record. Gene Ontology annotation, molecular function: fibroblast growth factor receptor binding; transmembrane receptor protein tyrosine kinase adaptor activity.
CUUGUACGGAGGAGGAAGUGUGUCUUGUUGAAACCUCGUUAUUUUGAGAGGUGUGAGUGAAACGUUUGUAUUUUGUGAGGAAUUAGUGCAGUACCUGUUGGGAAUGCUGGCGUGGAGUAGUUGUUGGUGAUGAUUUUUAUUGGUUAAUAAUUUGAAUCAAUGGAAAUUGUUUUUUUUUUCACUAUUUACGUAAUGACGUUUUGUUGGCCGAAUAAAUCAGUGAUCGGACAGUCCCUUACAGAUAAACUGACUGGCAAAUAGAGCUAUCAGAGAGAAAGUGAUACAAACGAGUGCCAACAUGAAUCACACAUACAUGAACACGGGAGUGCCCAAGCAUCAGAAUGGCCCUGCCAAGGCGGUGGACAUGGAUAUGGACUUCGUAACGGAUGCAAACGUUUAUUACAACCUGCCCCCUCCCUUGCCAUCGGCUAAUUUCCGGGGCACGUCACUUCCUCGUGGUCAUCAUUCCCCACAGCAUCAGCAGAUGAACAGGGCAUCUUCCUCUUGCCCCGCCUCACCUAAGCUUCCCUCUGCUGCCUCCUCUCCUCGGAAGGGUGGCCUCCCCCUGUCACGGCCGCCCUGUGCCAGUGACAAGGGAAGCAAACCUUCUCUGCCGCCCGCCGUGCCAGAACGGGGCGACCCGAAGCCGAAACACGAGAAGUUGUCGCACACUCGGUCCUUCGACCUGGAUCAUAUCUACCAGAACCUGUGCACGGCAGUCAAAGGCGCCUCCAAACCGAGAAGCAAUUCCUUCAGCAUCCCGUGGCGGCGGAAGAAGAAACCGCAGGAGGCUUCGCCGGGGAUCGCGGAAGAGGCCCGGGAAGAGGGAGGAGGAGGAGGAGGAGGGAGCGGCAAACCCCAGCCCCUGGCCAGCCCGAGUGUCACGUCCAGCACCAGCAACGGCGCUGAGAACGGGAGCCCGAGAUCGCUGCCCGACACCCGCGGGAGCAGAGCCAGCCUCAACAGCAACAGCGACAACAGCAGCGACAGCAGUAACGACGACGACGACGACAACGGCGAAAGCGACUUCGACAGCUAUUGGGGUGAAGUGUGUCCCAGUGUGACCUACAUCAAGAGGGACCUGCCCGUGCCCCGCUUGCCUGCAGCCGACGCGAGCGCAGAGCAGGAUGAGGAGCAGAAUAGCUACAACACCACGGCCACCCUGCCCCUCCGCGCCGCCAAGGGACCCAAAAAGAACGGCGGCGACAAGCAGCAGACAGAAAAUUUCGACUUAACGGCCAAUCUAGAAGAAUGGCGACAGAAAGCAAGAUGGUUGGAGAGGAAACGCAGAUCGAAGGACAUUCGAAUUACAGGAGAGAACAAAGGAAUCGACAUCGCUAUCCUGUACGCGUCGGACGGCACGAUCUGGAAGGACUACCUGCACAGCACCUUCACGCAAUUCCGCAAGGGCUACAAGGACUUCGGCAGCAUCUGGAUAAAAAACGUGGAGGAAAUCGAAGACGACGUCGAGUUGCUUCAGAGAAUGACACUGAAGAGUGCAAAGCUACAGAUUGUAAUACUCUCGCCACACUUUAUGCAGCACAUUGCCAACCAUGCAAGAAGUGAACUUGGACAUGUGUUUAAGCCAAAGAAGGUGUUAUGUCUACUACUGAAUGUGGAUAACAGCAGUUUUACACCUGCGCAUCUUUCUGUGCUUUACUCUUACAAUGAAUGGCAGCAUCUCACUGUACGAAGUGAGGACAUGUCAUUUGUACAAGAAGUUAUUAUUAAGGCUACCAGCAUUCUCAAUAGCAGUGAAGUCUACUCAGGUUAUCGAGAUGAAAGCUUAGCCCGUUUUAAAGUCAUACCUCGGAAAAUUACCUCGACACAUCCACAAGUAUAUAUAAUCAUGACUGAUGAAGUGCAUGAGGAAGUUGUAAUAUCAGUGACCAGUGCAAACAAAGAACCAGACAUCAUCAGAAAAUGGCGCUUGCAGAACCCCUAUACCAUCAGUUUCCAAAUUCCAGAGUCAUACUUGGAAACCUCUGCCUUCCUGUAUAUAGAAGUGUCAGUGAAUGGAAAGAGUCAAGGAUCAAGGCAAGUGAAGUGUGAACGAAACAUGGAUACAUUGUCACAGAUUCUUUCAAAUUCCAAAAACCCAAUUGACCUCAUGUGUCAGGCCCUAAACCUGAAUCCCUUGAACAAUGAUCUGGACCUGUGCCUGGCCAAGAACUUCAGUAUGCGUACUCCUCCCAGCCGAAGUGCAGAUGAUGACAGCGAGAAAGGUACUUCGUUAUUUCCUACUUGGGUACACUUCAGUGCCUAUUAUGGCCUGAAAAUGUUUACAUGGGCCUUACUAGAGGCUCCUGGUGCCAGGUGUGCUCUCAGUAUUCCAAACUGUGAUGGCGAUACUCCCUCCUUACUUGCCUUCAAGAGUGGCUAUCUGCCCCUCGCACACGCAUUAGAAGCAGAAAUGAUAUGUUCAAAAUCCAGAGGAGUAUCAUCACCACAACACAUCAAGAAGACAGGUUGGAAGAAAACAAAUGUUGCAACAUACAACAAUCCUCCGCCCCCUCGGCCACUAAAAUCCAAUUAUGACACAUUGCCUGCACCAAGACUAGUGUCCCCAAGUAAUUCGCCACCUGCACCUUCAGGUGCUUCUUCAGAGAGUUCAGUUUCUGUUACUCCUCCACCAGCAAUGACACCUCCCAUUUCCUCACCUCAGUUAGUUGAGGAAGACAACAAUUCUAGCUAUAUUGAAGAGGGGUGUUAUGCAUCCCAACAGUCCUUGCCUUCUUUACCAUCUGCCCUUAGUAAUACUGAUUUUGCGCUUGAUCCAAAAUCACAUUCAUUAAAAGAGGUGGUUGAAAGCUACCUUAACAUGAAUGUCACAGGUAGACAUGGGAAACAUGAAGAAAAUAAACAUUUUUACACAGAAGUUACAAAGUUUAUUGAAGGCAAGAAAGAAAACAAAAAUGAUGAAUCACUUUCUGAGGUAGACUCAUCCAAGGCAACUGCAGAUGCUUCUAACCAAGAACAGUCCACUACAUUCAUGGCAGACCAAAGAAGUGAUGACACAGUUUCAGAGAGCGAGUCAGGAGCAACAUACAUGACUGCCACUGAUAUUGUGGAUUCCACAGUCAGGCCAACAACGAAUCUGGUCCGACACUUUGUUGGAUUGCUUGGAGGGCGACGUAGACCUCUUCAUAUGGAAGGAACACGUUCCCUUCGUGAUGAACCCAAUUACUACAUUGAUGAUCCAACUUUAAAUACCCAGGCUGGGAGGACUAGAUAUCAAAAAGGUAAAGCAUUUUCUCUAUCACAAAAUCUUACAAGUAGCAAGUUUUGAAAUGAAGAGGAGAAAUAAAAGAGCCUUCUACAGAUGUGCACUGAGGUUUUUUUAAUGAUUUCCAUUCAAUUUUGGCUUUUAUUGGAAAACCAUGAAUACCAGGGUGACUAAUUGUUAUAUUUGUAAGGCUCAACAAAGAUGUAUUAAGAAAGGAAUCUACUGAGAGCUGGCAUUUCAUCAGAACUUAAGUGCUCUGUCAGUAACAUCUAUAGAAGAUAUUUUGUUGAAAGUUUAAGUACCAUUUAGAGGACAGGAAAGGAUAAGGAAAAGGAAAAGGAAAAGGAAAAGAAAAACGAAAAGGCAGAGGAGUAGUUGUUAGAAGUGCCGUAGAGCUUGACAUUUUGUUAACACUACUAAUUUGAGUUUCAGAAAAAGUUUGAGAAACAGUGAUGUCACAGAAGCAGGCUUUCUCCUUUGGCCUGUCUCUAUCAUGUUUAACCCACUGAGACUGGGAUAGCAUGAACUUAUAAGCCAUGUCCACUGUGGCUUUAGUUUAUUAACUUUAAUUACAUAUAAAGGGCUCCACAAGAGUCAAUUACUAGUUCUACCUAUCUUACCUUUUUAUCCUUGAUUUUCAGGA